This is a messenger RNA of Alexandromys fortis (reed vole), 6243 nucleotides long. It is a transcript of the gene Naa11, whose product is annotated as N-alpha-acetyltransferase 11, NatA catalytic subunit. The record is from RefSeq and is a predicted model, not a curated record. The transcript has 2 exons. Gene Ontology annotation, biological process: N-terminal protein amino acid acetylation. The coding region runs from base 57 to 704 and encodes 215 amino acids. Gene Ontology annotation, molecular function: protein N-terminal-serine acetyltransferase activity; protein-N-terminal-glutamate acetyltransferase activity. Lineage: Eukaryota; Metazoa; Chordata; Mammalia; Rodentia; Cricetidae. Gene Ontology annotation, cellular component: NatA complex.
CCUGCCCCGUGCAGCUUGGCCAGCUGAAGUCCAUUCCCGAGGCAACGCCCGCCAGGAUGAACAUCCGCAAUGCCCGGCCCGACGACCUGAUGAACAUGCAGCACUGCAACCUGCUGUGCCUGCCCGAGAACUACCAGAUGAAGUACUACUUCUACCACGGCCUGUCGUGGCCCCAGCUCUCCUACAUCGCCGAGGACGAGGACGGCAAGAUCGUGGGCUACGUCCUGGCCAAGAUGGAGGAGGACCCCGACGAUGUCCCGCACGGGCACAUCACCUCCCUGGCCGUGAAGCGCUCGCACCGGCGCCUCGGCCUGGCCCAGAAGCUUAUGGACCAGGCCUCGCGGGCGAUGAUCGAGAACUUCAGCGCCAAGUACGUGUCCCUGCACGUCCGGAAGAGCAACAGGGCGGCCCUGCACCUCUAUUCGAACACCCUCAACUUCCAGGUUAGUGAGGUGGAACCCAAGUACUACGCCGAUGGGGAAGAUGCUUAUGCCAUGAAGCGGGAUCUCUCAGAGAUGGCGGAAGAGCUGAGACGGCAGCUGGUGCUGAAGAAGGGCAGAUACGUGGUUCUGGGCUCCGGAGAGAACCAGGAGGCCCAGGACAGCACACUUCCUGGUGCCGAAGAGAACCCUGCCGGUGAAGACAGUGGCAGCGACAGCACUGAAGACCAGGACAGCUCAGAGGACCGGGAUUCCACCUCCUAGAGCCUUGCCCAAGCAUUGCUGGUCUGCAUGUCUCAGCUGCAUUAUCCUGCGAACCCUGGCCUGGCCAGUGCACUCUGCCAUCUCUUCUCUGCUGGGCUUACCUGACACUGACUCGAAAGGCUUCUCAUAUUCAUCUCUUCUUCCACAUAAAGCUACUGUGAUCAUGAAGGUAUGCAUCAGCAUGGGAUCCUGCUGGGCAAGAGCCGAGGAAGCGCAAAGCCUGCCAUGACAGAACAUCCCUGGCCCUCUCACCAUGCUGCCAUUGUACUGAUUGUAGCGUUCCCACGUCGGGCUGUGGUUACGCUGCACAGCUGGCUCCUAGAAAUGCCAAACAGGAAGCAGGGCAACUCUUGAAGCCUCUGGUUUGCAGAUUUUGCCAUUGUUUGUCUGGGUUCCCAUCACUACAGGGGAGUUAGCACCAUCAGGUUAGAUGUCAUUCCCCUUCCUCUUCCAGCAGAAGUUGUUUAUUCUCGCUUUCUCUGGAACUCCCUUUGUCCUAUCCUCUACCUUCACAGGGUAUUCUCCCCACGUUCCAGAGGGAGAAUGUGGUAAAAAUGGGGGGUCCCCUCCUCCCCCACACAAGCAGAGUGUGUGGGUUUCAGGAGAAGAACAAGGAGUCAUUAAAUGGGGCGAUCUUCUGCUUGUUCACAUCAGUUGCCUUCUGUCUUUGUUUGCUUUCUUUUGUAAUGAUGUCACUUGCCAUUUAUUGAAGAUUGAGCGUGCACACGCAGUUAUGGCAUGUGUGUACAUGUAAUCCUGUGGGUGACCCCGGGGGUGGACAUUAUUAUCUCUGUUUUACAGAGAGAUCAAUGGAAGCGGUGCAGCACAGAACUGUUCGGGAUCUCAGCCCAACCUGGUCCGUGUUGCUCCUGGUCGGACUCUGCAUUUAUUUGCAAAGCGCUGUUAAAAUGUCACAAAAAGGAGACUGUGCUGUUUAAAAUUGUUCAGUGUUGACUUAACAUAUGACAACCACGUAUCAACUGUAAAUAUGUAAACUUCAACUGUGGUCCCUAUGUAGUGAAUUAGUAAAUAUAAGUGAAGGCAAAGGGCUUUGACUCCGCAGAAAAGUCACAGCCAGAUCAAUUUAGAACUGACUAAUGUUUUCAUGUUCUCUGAACAUUAAUUACCGAAAUGUCCAUGUUUAUGUUUAGAUUUGUAUGAAACUGGGUUUACAUCUAAGCCCUGACAUUAACCAGCUGAUGGCAAGAGAUAAGUCUGUUCCCUGUAAUUCAUAGCAGCCCUGAUAAGUACUUCUUACAGGCCUGCCCCAGUGCAUGGAGAAGGCCUGUGUACAGGCAAAGGCUUGCCCGAGGCAGAGCUACAACUCCAGUCUGUGUGGCCACACGGGCCUCUGUCUUUCCGUUUUCCUUUCUCAUUUUCGCCCUUCCCUCUGAAAUGGUUUUAGUCGUUCCCCUCAAGCAUGUGAUUAUCUCUUUAUUUUUGGAUGUUACAGCUUUCUAACAUCUGUCUCUAGGGCAGCAUAAUCUUAGUGAUGGAAUAUUCCAUGUUUUCCUUGAGCCCUUGUCAAUAUGUCUUCGUGCUAACAGCUCAGCAGAUGGGGAACAGAAGGAGUAGCCUCAGCUUACCUGGGUGAUUUCUCUUCAGCUCAGCGACAGCCACAUCCUCUCUAGCAACCUGAUGUUAAUCCUUGGAGCAGUUGGGAAAUAAGAAAGGCUUCCAGAUGCUUGCAGCGUGGCUGACUAAAACUGUUGGCUCUUUUCUUUCUUACCAGGAGACAGCAGAAACUUAGCAAUGCCUACCUAGUGUGGGUCAUGCCUGUUGAGAUAGUGAGAGGAAACAGGAUCUUAGCAUCAUUUAGGGCCUAAAUUAGCAAGUUCCGAGCUUUCCCGUGCGCGCGCUGCCGUGAACAGAAGCAGCAGUUUCUGCCAGUCCCAGGGUGGGCACCUCUGGCGCUGCUUUCGUAGCAGCACCGUUCUCUACAGACAGAGCAGAGCAUGGUUUGUUUCUGCAUAGAUCACUUGCUUUUUAUUUAAGCUGGUCCUAGAGAGACCAACGCAAGGAUGUAGACUAGUUCAUCGUAUGAGCAGUUUUGUUGGCUGCAGACAGUGACUCACACCCCUUCUUCAUGUGUGGCUUCAUACUGGCUGGACCCUGGUCUCAGCAAAUUGUUCAAAUGUGUUCCUCUCCAGGAUGUAAAGUUCUGUUUAGUUGUGGCAUCAACUUGUGAAUGAAGCCUGUGAGUUGCGUGCUUAAAAAUUUGUUUUUUUUUUUCCUUUGAGAUAAGACCAAUAAGCAAGAGAUGAUGAUAAGAAAUAAAAUAAUGGAAUAUAGGGGUGAGAGAGACAUGCGGAGUAGUACUGGAAAUUGAACCAAGGCUGGUAAGCUUUGAAAGGAUCAAGAAAUAAAGGAAUUUAUCUCAUUAGUUCUAUGGAAUGCUGAUAUUGACUAGUAUGGGUCAUAGAACUCAACUUCUAGCCAGUCUGAGUUACUUCGAAUUACUUGUUUGAUUAGUUUGCGGUAGACUCUAAAUAAAUCAGAAUUAUUCUUAAAUACUCACUCACACAAAUGCUGUUUGUGAUACUGUGUCAAGAGGUUGAUGACCAAUAAUUUCAGUAGUAAGUUCCAAACAUAUCAAAAUGCUUACAAUAAAGAUGUUUGUAUAUAGUUUACGAAGUAAUUGAUAAUAACCAGCAUUACGUCAUGUAUUGGAUUGCUUUGAUGAGCUGAGUCCUUGCCUUCCAGGGACUUGACCUGACUGGGUGGUGAGGGGAUGAAUAAAGACAAAUGCAGGUGCACAGAGAAGCUGGGGUUGGGUGGCCUGGGCUCUCUGAUGGAGAAACUGCAGCCCAGUGGAUACUCAGUCCCUUUAGUAUAUAGAAUGGAGAUGUGGGGUUACUACAUGCAGCUGAACAAGGGGACAUGGGUUAUAGUACACAGCUGGAUAAAGAGCCAGGUUCAGCUAAUACAACAGGAGCAGUCUGUUGUGGAAUAUUAUUUUAAGAUGUGUUACAUUUGUUUAUGCUGUGGAGAUUUGUUUAAAGAUGUGUUGCAUUCUUAACUCUGGGAAGCUGUGUUACUUUGCCUGUCUAAAACACCUGAUUGGUCCAAUAAAAAGCUGAACAACCAGUAGCCAGGCAGGAGAAAGGAUAGGCAGGGCUUGGCAGGCAGAGAGAAUAAAUAGGAGAAAUCUGGCAAGAGAAGAUUGGGGAGCAAGAGAAGGAGAAGGGGACUCCAGGGGCCAGCCACCCAGCUGUGCAGCAAGCCACAAAGUAAAGAAAGGUAUAUACAGUAAAAUCACAGAGGCAAAAGGCAGACAGGAUAAUUUAAGAAAAGCUGGCUAAAAAUAAGCCAAACUAAGGCCAGAUAUUCAUAAGUAAGAAUAAGUCUCCGUGAAUUUAUUUGGAAACUGGGUGUUGGGACCCCAAAGAGUAAAGAAUGAAAAAGAAAAAGACUACAGCAGUCCCUGUAAAGGAGCAGUCAUCAGACCAUAAAUGUAUUGAGGGAGUAUGGCUAUGGUGGGCAGACCUUUUCUGCACACACUAUCAACAUCUGUGACCUGACCAGAGGACAGCUUUGCCAUCUCUGUGUGUACGCUCAUAGCCACACCCAUAUCAAUACACAGUUAUUCAGAGUAUCCUCUGCUCUCCACAUGGCUGCAUUAGUUCUUCCAUCUUAAAAAAAAAUCUGUGAGAGUCCUUUAAGAUUUCACAUUAAUUUUUUAAAUAUUAUGUUUGGGUGGGCACAUGCACCACAGAGCCAUGUGGAGGUCCAGGGACAACUUGUGACAAUUGCUUCUUCUACCAUGUGGGUCCCAGGGACUGAAGGGACAAGUGCUUUUACUGUUUAAGCCGUAUUGCUUGCCAUAGAAAUAUCGUGAUAGCUCUGAAGAUUUAACUUCUAAAUCUCAUUUUAUUGUGUCCAUUGACAGACAAUAGAUUAACCCAGACACUAAAAUUGUCUAAAAUUUCAUUCUAACAUAUUAUAGGAAUUUGAAAAGGACUGUUAAAUUACCACCUCCCACAUCAAGGAGAAUUUCUAGCCAAUGUAUUUUGUGUUUCAUUUCUGUAAGUGCUCAGAAUCCCACAGGCCCCUCUCAGAAGGUGUCCUUUUCUUAGCUCUGGUUCAGCUCUGGAACAUCAGAACCUGGUGUUGUAAACAUUUUCCUACCAGACGCUUUGCACAGCACUGUCUCGAAGUCACUGAUUAGUGCAAGGCACCAUAUCUGUGUAAAGGUAAGUUAAAAGGAGAACUUUCCAUAAGAAUUCCAUUUACACAUUUCAAAGGAGGCUGAGGAGUCAACUGAUUGAAUAAAGUUUCGUUCACCAUAAACACGGGAAGGACUAAGGGAUCUACUUUUUGCCCUUUCCUGUAAACUUAAAGUGGCUCUCAACUAAAUUUAUCAGAUUUUGCAUAGAUGAGGAUUUGAGGCACAGAUACAUUUGCACAUUUACAUGAUGUGAUUGGCCCGUGUUCUUUCUAGGAGCUUGUCGUCAUUACUUUCUGCCCUACUCUAUCCUUACUUCUCAAGCAAACAGUAACUCCAGGGUUGCCCUGCUUGUACGUGGCACAAGCCUGGAAAGAGAGUGCUUGAAAGUCACACUGAAACGUCCCCAAUUUGUCUACAGAACAAAGAGAAAUCAAAUUCUGCACAGCCCUGUGAGGAGCCAGACAUCUGGCUGGUCUGGAACUGCAUGUGCCCGGCAACCCUUGUCUCCAGCUCCCUUUAUCCAUCACCAUCUGGGUGUUCUGUGUUUGAACUUCCAUUGACACAGAACCUGUCCAGAUCCUGUGAAACAGAACAAGUGCAUUGUCAUGGUUCCUUAUACUUUCGACAGGAAUACUUCUUCGGGAUUUCAAACAACACAGAUCUUUCCUUGAGGUGCACUCGAAGGGCUGUUUAAACACUUCUGCCUUAUGUGGGCGUGAGAAUUGCAUUUUGUCAAGUCCCCACAAAAAUCCUGUCACUAAUAAACCAUACACGUACUACUUUUUCUGACUAAAAUUAAGAUUAUAAAUACCACCUGUGGAAUGGGGCAUUCCUCUCCACUGAACAUUACAAGAAUUUACCUAGAGAACACAGACUUUCACAAGUUGAGCAGUUUUCCUAAGAAAUGAUUUAAUAACAUGGGAAGUUAGUGGUUAAACCAGUCGACAUCCAGUAGUUUAAAUUUUAGUUUGACUUAUUAUUGCCUGAAUAGCCUCUGACACACCAAAUUUCCCAUUCGCAAGUAGAGAUAAAAACAAACCUUGCCUUCCAUGUUUCAUUGUGCUGAAGUAAUCUAAGGAGAUUUCAUGUUAUUUUUUUCAAUAGACAUGUAUACAUUCAUGCUAAUAGCUUUCCUAUUGAAAUUCUUAUCCUUAAACCUGUACAAAACAUGUAUUGAUUUGUUUUUUUUUUCCUCUAGUGACGGGGGCUAGAGGAGAAAAAUCGGUGUUUCGUAGAACUUAUCACUCAAACAGUUGUGUGUGAAUAAGGGCGGGCUAUGAAGAAAGAAGUGAAAUCCUGUAAUUGGAACAAAUCAGCUCAUCUUUUCAAAAGAGAAAAUGCCUUGAUAAGAGUUGUUCCUCUCUUGGUAUC